AUGAGGCUCACUAUCCUAUCUAGUGGCUGCUUUCUAGGCUCAAGGGUCGAUACUCCAGCCCCCUAUCUAAAGGUUAGCCUUUCUCGAGUUUCUAGGCUCAAGCUAUUAGCUGGGUUCGAGACUCAAGGAAUUGUUGACGAGACUAACUCAACUUCUAGGCUCAUGUGGCUCGCUAGCCUAUAUAACUUCACCUAUCUAACUGAAGGAACUCGUCCAAGGAAGACUUGCUCAAUUGGUGUUCAGUUCUACUUUCCUUCGGUGCUCGCUGCUUUGAAUCUGGAAAUAGGAAAGAGUGCGAGUCACUAUUUGACCACUAGAGAGGCUAGAAAGCCAUAUAUCCCUAGCAAGGAGACUGGGUCUAGAACGAGGAUUGAGGCUUUAAGGGCAGCUGCAGGCCCGCGGGGGACGAAAGAAAAGGAAUCCAUUAAUCGAAACUGGGCUUAA
Molecule: messenger RNA, 444 nt
Organism: Striga asiatica
Lineage: Eukaryota; Viridiplantae; Streptophyta; Magnoliopsida; Lamiales; Orobanchaceae
Source: the annotation of a GenBank genome assembly